AUGGCGGAUAACGCUGCCGACGUGGCGGAGGAUUACCGACAGGCCCUGGAGGAUCUCACGGUCAACUCGCGGAUCGAGAUCGCCACUUUGACCAACAUUGCGCGAGAGAAUGCCAGCCAUGGGUUUGCCAUCGCCGAGGCACUGGCGAACCACAUUAAGAAGGUUCCGCCUGCACGCACACUCCCGGCCCUUUACGUCCUCGAUUCCGUCGUCAAGAAUGUCCCGACGCCGUAUGCGCUAUACUUUGGCCCGAAGCUCUAUUCGAUCUUCAUGGGCGCAUACACCAAGGUCGACAACUCCACGCGGCGUAAGAUGGAUGAGAUGCUGAAGACAUGGAAAGAGCCGGUGCCAGGAUCGAUUUCAACAAAACCCGUGUUCCCGCUGGAACAAGUCCGUCCCAUUGAGCAUGCCCUCAUGGCGGCCCGGAAUGCGGCCUAUGCGGCCCAACAGACCAGCUAUCAGGGACAACAGCAGCUGAUGCGCGGCCGGCAAGCCGCUCCCCCAAGGGACACACCCACUCCUCCGACGGGCCGGGGGUAUCCUCCACCAGGACAGCAGCACCAGCAACAACAACAGCAGCAGCAGCCCUCGUAUUCUGGGUCUAACGGACAGCAACGACAGGACGCGUCUCAGAAACAGUACCAGAACCAUCCGGCUAGCGGCCCGAAUGCCAUCCCUCACCGCGCAACUCCCCAGCCCACUCCGCCUAUCGGGAGUUACCCCCCUUACCAGCAGCCGGGCGCAGGCCCAGUCUAUGGCACUCCCAAGUCUGGAGGAAUAAGCAUAGACAAGUUGAAAGAUGAUAUCCAGCAACUGAUCGUUGCGGAGAAGGCGGAAUUUGCGAGUGAUCCUCUUGAUACUAGUAAACAGACAAGACUGAAGGCGUUGCUGGACUUGCAAACCAUAAUCCACAACCAAGAGAUGCCUCAGGAGCAGUUGAUGAUCAUAAGAGAUCGAGUUGCUGAACUUGCUGUAAACAUUCGCCCGCAGUCGCGGCCGCAGGUCCCGGCUACGGCUGCUGGUCCUGCUGCUGGCUCUGCCGGCCUAACCGGCCUUGGUCUUGUCGGGCCGUACAAUACCAAUGCCAACACUGCAACACCACCGCCGGCUGUGUCUCAGCAGUCGACGCCUAUGCCCCCUUCCGCAGCGGCUGUUAUUGCUGCUGCGUUAGGCCGUCCUUCAUCCGUCUCGUCUGCCCCGCCCGCAACAGGGGGAGUAGCACCAGCACCAGCAUCAACACCAGGUGUAUCUAUCGACUCGCUGUUCGGCCAAGGUGCCCUAGCCGCCCUCGUCUCGGGCGCUGCCCGGAAAUCAGUCACGCCCCAACAGACUCCCACACCACAGCCGCUUCCUUUUUCACAAGCUCCCGCUGCCGCACCAGCGCCGGCACCUACUCCCGCACCACCAGUUCUCGGGCCGGCUGCGGCAGCUGCUAUUGCCGCUGCGCUGCGGUCUCCUCCCCAACAGCAAGGACCGGCUGGACCGCCCAGGCCUGCAUCAGCUGCACCGGCUGCUCCGCCGUCGAAUCCAUCGGCUUUGUUGGCUAUGUUGAGGCAGUCUGGCCUGAUUAACUCCGGAGGGUCAACGCCGACGCCUUCUUCUGCGCUUGCUGGGCUCGCUGGACUUCCGUCUCUUGCUGGUGUUGUAUCGGGCAACCCUCAGCUUGGGGCUGCUUCGUUGAAGACUUUCCGCCCGCACGCCGUUUUCCGGUUAUACGAUGACCUCGGCCCACCGUGCUCGCAGUGUGGUCGGCGCUUCAGGACAGACGACGAAGGCCGCCGCAAGAAGACGGCACAUAUGGACUGGCAUUUCCGCGUGCACCAGCGUAUGAAUGAUGCCGAGAAGCGCGGCCAGCAUCGGAGUUGGUAUGUUGAUGAGCUGGACUGGAUCCGCACCCGCGAAGCCAUCGACACAGAUUACACCCACCCGGCCCCAGACCUCUCCUCCGCCUCCCUCUCCUACGACUCCUCCUCCUACAACUCCUCCUCCCACCACCAACACCACCACAACCCCUCCGGCUCCCAGCCCGGUACUUUCAACCACUUCCAGCCUUCCGCUCCCGGCGCAUCAUCCUCUUCGACGUCCACCGGCGGCCCAUCCAACAUCCCCUACCUACCCGUCCCCGAGGACUCAGCAGCACGCGUAAACGGCGCGUGUCCGAUCUGCCAAGAGAAAUUUGAGAUGAAGUGGCUGGAUGAGGCGCAGGAGUGGGUGUGGAUGGAUGCGGUACGGGUCGGGGGGAGGGUGUUUCAUGCUAGUUGUUACCGGGAGGCGUAUGGAGCUGGUUCACAACCACAACAACAGCAGGGGGUGAAGAGGAAGGCUGAGGAGGAUGUGGGUGGUUUUCGAGGGAAGAUUAAGACCGAGGGGUAUUGA
Molecule: messenger RNA, 2376 nt
Organism: Dichotomopilus funicola
Lineage: Eukaryota; Fungi; Ascomycota; Sordariomycetes; Sordariales; Chaetomiaceae
Exons: 6
Coding region: 1-2376 (791 amino acids)
Biological process (GO): termination of RNA polymerase II transcription
Cellular component (GO): mRNA cleavage factor complex; cytoplasm
Molecular function (GO): mRNA binding; RNA polymerase II complex binding
Source: RefSeq, a predicted model, not a curated record